GCCAUCUCCAGAAACGCACUCUCAGCUCAUCUGCGUGGGAAAAAUUCAAAGGGUUCCAAUUUCAUUCAUGGUAAUGGAUGUGCCGAUCAAGCUAGAAGUCAAAGUCGAAAACGACGGGGAAUGUGCCAUUAACGAGGAUGAGGCCACGCCGCUCCGGGAAAGUGCUGGCGAUUCUCCGCCGCAUGCAUUUGCCACCGGAGUCCCAAUGUCCGGAUCAGGUUGGGAUAGUGAUCCUGAGGAUUCUGGCCAGCGAUCGGCGCCUCCGACUCCGGGAUCCCAUUUGGAAAAUAAUCUGGAAGCCAUCGAAUGGAAGGCAAAGCCAACGUUUAAAAUCGAUCCUGAUCAACAAAUGUUGGACGAUAUCCUGAACGACCCUUUCCUUUGUGAGACCCCGAAGCCCUGCGAUGUGAAUUCCAAUUCAAAAUUGGAGUUGUCAGACGAGCAGGGCAGCCGUAACCGCGAUGGACUUCCAUGCGAUUUUACGAACCGUGAGAGCCUGGAAGACAUGGAUUUGUGCAGCCUCGAGGCCUCCAAGGAUCUGAUACCAGAAAAUCAACAUGGAGCUUCGCAACUAAAUAAGCCCGAAGAAGGGGCGGAAUCAGAAAAUGACGCUGAUCUUGUAGCCCAGAAAAAGGAAAUUCUAAAGAAGUUAGCGAACGUAAACGGUAAGGAAAAGAAGAAGAAAAAGAAACAUAAGAAGGAUCGGUCCCACCGCUCGAACAGAGAUGAGGAGGAGUCCAAAAAGCGAAAGCGUAAUGACAGUUCGCAGGAUGAGAUCCCGGAGGAGAAAAGACGUAGUAAUGGCAAACAUCGUGGACGCAAGCAUCGCGUCAAAACCGAACAGCCCGAGGAAGAACUGGACUACGUUCCAGUACGAGACGAUGAGAAACACAUCCGCAUGGUUCAAGCCUCAACUCUUUAUGAACGACAGCCACAGCAGGCUGAACCAAAUACCGAGAAUUUUUCCAAAGCAGACAAGCGAAAUCUAGCCGUGGCCCGGGCUGAAUUGGUACUGGAACUGUUUCAGAAGAAAGCCAACGAAGAAAAGGUCGACGAAUACCAUAUGGUGGACACCGUGUGCAAGCUGCCUAUUAACGAGUCCUUCCGGAACCAAAGCUGUUUCGAGAAUCCCUCGCCCAUUUGCAACAACAUGAAUGUGGUCUAUGAGUUCAAUUCCACGCCCGGGACUAAGAUUGAUUUGGCUAAAUGGGGCCUGGAAGUAGUGCCCCGGGCCACUGGGGAGCUGCUUCGCCUGCUGGGCAUCGAUGUGGCUCGUCUAAAGCAGAUCCAAAGCACCACUAAGCCGUCGCAACGAAUACUUAAGCUAAAACAGGAGCAACUCGAGCAGGGUCUGGCGCCGGCGGUUGAAAUAGAAACAGCCACGCUUUACAAGAAUGCAGCGACCCAAACGGAGCGCAGGACCGCUACCCACGAUGCCGGCAUCCAGGUUCGGUUGGAAACCCCAUUUAAAGGUGCUUUCUGGCAGGAUUCAAAGUUUAACCAAACGAAUUUGACCCAGCAGCAAUCGAACGUAAUGUACGCUCUGCAGGAGCUCUGCAAGACCCUCCCCGAUUCCACCGUGGCCAUGACACUUUACAAGGCUCUGGAACCGGCUCUGGCCAUUAAACGCACGGCUUCACGUUACUAAUAAUUAAAAUGUUGUUGAACUAUUAAAUCCAAAUAUGACUAUGUCAAAUUAUGAUUUCCUUUAAUUGAUAAAGGCUACAUAAAUUUGAAUUGCUUUAAUUACCACAAGUGCUUAUACCAAAUGCUUAUUGGAGGACCAACCUUUUGUAUUUCUCGAAUAUAUAUAAUUGUAAAUCUCUCGCUCAAAGGUAAAGCAAUUGCCAAUUGAAUUUGUAAAUCAUCUCGCUCAAUGUGUUCUCACUUUCUUUGUAUAAUUAAUAAAUACACAUAUGCACAUGCAUCAUACA
Messenger RNA from Drosophila rhopaloa, 1934 nucleotides. Its product is annotated as protein panoramix. Bases 68 to 1648 code for a protein of 526 amino acids. The transcript has a single exon. Lineage: Eukaryota; Metazoa; Arthropoda; Insecta; Diptera; Drosophilidae. The record is from RefSeq and is a predicted model, not a curated record.